AUGGCAACUUUAACCAACGGGCAGAUGGACGGCACGGUGCACGGUGUCGGUGUGGUCUCCGCCAGCACGAACGGGCUCGUGAACGGAUUAAGCCACAGCCACAGCCCGGUGGGCUGCCCGGCCACCAUCCCCAUGAAGGACCACGAUGCCAUCAAACUCUUCAUCGGUCAGAUCCCCCGCAACCUGGAUGAGAAGGACCUCCGGCCCCUCUUCGAGGAGUUCGGCAAGAUCUACGAGCUCACUGUGCUGAAGGACCGCUUCACGGGCAUGCACAAAGGCUGUGCCUUCCUUACCUACUGUGCCAGAGAGUCGGCCCUGAGAGCCCAGAAUGCAUUGCACGAGCAGAAGACCCUGCCAGGGAUGAAUAGACCAAUCCAGGUGAAGCCAGCAGAUAGCGAGAGUCGAGGAGAAGACAGAAAGCUCUUUGUGGGCAUGCUCAACAAGCAACAGUCAGAAGAUGACGUGCGGCGCCUUUUCGAGUCCUUCGGCAGCAUCGAGGAAUGCACCAUCCUCAGAGGUCCCGACGGAAACAGCAAAGGCUGUGCAUUUGUAAAAUACUCCUCUCACGCUGAAGCUCAGGCAGCCAUCAGUGCACUACACGGCAGUCAGACAAUGCCUGGUGCCUCAUCCAGUCUGGUGGUGAAGUUCGCCGACACGGAUAAGGAGCGCACCAUCCGCCGCAUGCAGCAGAUGGCUGGUCAGAUGGGCAUCUUCAACCCUAUGGCCCUGCAGUUUGGAGCCUACGGAGCCUACGCUCAGGUGCAGCAGCAGGCGGCAUUGAUGGCGUCUGUAGGCCAGGGAGGCUACCUCAGUCCAAUGGCGGCCUUUGCUGCUGCCCAGAUGCAGCACAUGGCCACCAUCAAUGGCAUCCCAGGAGCACCGCUGACCCCAACGUCAGGUGGCAGUACUCCUCCAGGCAUCAGCGCCCCCACAGUGACCAGCAUCCCCUCUCCCAUUAGUGUAAAUGGUUUUACUGGCAUGCCGCCCCCCCAGGCAAAUGGGCAACCUCCUGCAGAGGCUGUCUUCACCAACGGCAUACACCACUACCCUGUGUUGCAGGAGGUGGUUUUUAGGGAGGACUCGGAGAAAAACGGCUUGGGCGUGGCUCAGCGGAGUUGUUUUGGGGUUCAGGGUGGCUGCUUCAUCUCCUCUCUCUCUGAAGCUCAAAGUCCCACUGCAGCUGAUCCUCUCCAGCAGGCUUACACAGGAGUCCAGCAGUAUGCAGCCUACCCCGCUGCAUACGGCCAGAUCAGCCAAGCCUUCCCCCACCCUCCACCCAUCAUUCCACAGCAGCAACGAGAAGGACCAGAGGGAUGCAACCUGUUCAUCUACCACCUCCCUCAGGAGUUUGGGGAUGGAGAGCUGAUGCAGAUGUUCCUGCCUUUCGGUAAUGUCAUCUCCUCCAAAGUGUUUGUGGAUCGGGCGACAAACCAAAGUAAAUGCUUUGGGUUUGUGAGCUUCGACAACCCAGGUAGUGCCCAAGCUGCCAUCCAAUCAAUGAACGGCUUCCAGAUCGGCAUGAAAAGACUCAAGGUGCAGCUGAAGAGGCCAAAGGACGCCAACCGCCCCUACUAGCCACCCGCCCCAGCCAGCCGCCGCCACCCUGGCGGCCGGGGCAGCCGUCGCACACAGGGAAAGACAGGUUUUGUUGAGCUGAAUCAUAUGUUGACUACCCGCCACUGAGUGCAAACUCAGCAUCUGGACCACAGAGGCUGCUUCAGAAACCGAGGAGAGAGCGUGCGAUGACACCUCUUUUUGGAUGUACUAAAACUUUGGAACUCAGAGAGAAUUUGUACCAGCCUGGUUAGCCCCAGGACCUUUUUUCUUCUGCACACAUAUACACACCUCCUUCCCUACAAAACCCUGCUUGAAUAACAGCUACCUUUUCUGGACCACAAAAACUUUUACUUGAACAAUGAGGGGAAAAAAAGUAAAAGAAACUCUAUCAAAACCUACUUACAAUGACCAACCCCACUGAACUCUUAAAGGGAAUACGGAUGUCAAAAGUCCAACAAGAACAAAACUUUUUAAAAACUGAAUAGAAGAUUGCCGUAGGAAAUCUUUCUGUAAGACGGUUUGAGUUUGGGGCAAUUGACUUUUGAAGACCAAUUUAUAAGACUUGAAAUUCUCGGAAAGAGAACUUAAGUAGGGAAUGUGAUAUUUUCAGGACACAAACUGGCUUCGAUUUGGGAUGGCCAUCUUUAGCUUGGAGUGCCUGUCCGUUUCCAGGGGAUACCGUUGCCAAGGAGAGCCAUAGCAACGGUCUCCAGGGAGUCUUACCUGUCAUUCCUUAGUUGUUUUAGGGACCAAAAGACCAAACAUUUUUAUUGCUGA
Perca flavescens (yellow perch) is the source of this 2334-nucleotide messenger RNA. RefSeq names its product CUGBP, Elav-like family member 4 (gene celf4). The transcript has 14 exons. NCBI's taxonomy places the organism in Eukaryota, Metazoa, Chordata, Actinopteri, Perciformes, Percidae. The record is from RefSeq and is a predicted model, not a curated record. Gene Ontology annotation, molecular function: RNA binding. The coding region runs from base 1 to 1575 and encodes 524 amino acids.